AUGGAGCACGGCUGCGACCUGAGGUCUGGCAUGCCCGACGAGGGCGGGCGGACCAUGUCACAACGCUGCGAAGGUCAGGUAGCCUGUCUCAUGACAGAACCGGGCCGUUUCCCCGGCCACAUACUCUCUGUGGGGAACAGGAGACUAGCAGACACUGGCCAGGACUUCCACGUCCCCAAAAACUACGUCUUAUUGGGGAACAUCGCGGCCUGCAUCGCAAUUGAGGGCGACGCGCACCGAGACGUCAAAUCACCGCCGAUCACACCGUAG
Messenger RNA from Colletotrichum orchidophilum, 270 nucleotides. RefSeq lists its product as uncharacterized. NCBI's taxonomy places the organism in Eukaryota, Fungi, Ascomycota, Sordariomycetes, Glomerellales, Glomerellaceae. The record is from RefSeq and is a predicted model, not a curated record. The transcript has 2 exons. The coding region runs from base 1 to 270 and encodes 89 amino acids.